Colletotrichum costaricense is the source of this 903-nucleotide messenger RNA. RefSeq lists its product as uncharacterized. The transcript has a single exon. The record is from RefSeq and is a predicted model, not a curated record. Bases 1 to 903 code for a protein of 300 amino acids. NCBI's taxonomy places the organism in Eukaryota, Fungi, Ascomycota, Sordariomycetes, Glomerellales, Glomerellaceae.
AUGGUGAACGCAACCCACAUCCUUCCCGGGACAUCGAUAUCCCCGAACACGUGGGCGAAUGCCGACGAACGACAAGAGGAGGCUAGAAGAUCACAAGAGCGAUUACUUGAAUCUCUUCAAUAUGACCCAAACCUUGUUCCACGGGACGUGGCCACUCAAAUUCGUCUUGGCAGUAGACUGACUGGCAAACAAAAAGCCAAAGCAGCCACCCUCAUACGACACGAAAGUUUCAAGUUAUUCAUGACGAAUGCAACGUCGUCAAGCUGUCUUCUCGUCAAUGGAAGAGACGACACCGCUGCCGUUGACGGUAUCUCACCGCUCAGUCUUGUAGCUGCUCAAGCGACGCAAAGCUUCAUGGCUGCAGGGGAUACCUCGACACCGUUCUACGUCAUCAAUUGGUUUUGCGCGGAGCAUAAGCCAGCCCUCGUGGCAGGCAACAAUGCUAGAACGGAUCGCUGCCCCAGCAAAAUGAUGACGAGCCUCAUCGGUCAGCUUCUCGAAAAAAUGAUCGACAGUGGCGUAGAGGUCGACUUAUCAUUUAUCUACGAUUCCAAGUGGCGGCAUGUGGAGCAGCUCAAACCGACGACUCUGUGUUCGGUCUUUGCCAGACUAGUAGAGCAGCUUCCUCAAGGGAGUAUCUUAUUAUGUAUAGUUGAUGAAAUUGUCUUGUACGAGACGCGAGUUCUGGAGAGCGACACGAACGUAGUCAUGGGGAAGCUGGCAAGGUUGGCUGAGAAACUUUGCACCGGACCGCAAAUUUUCAAACUUCUCACAACUUGUCAGAAUAGAGCUUUGGGUAUGGCGCAACAUUUUGGCUACAGCAACAUCGUCGACUUGGGUGGCAGCACGGGCUCAGAUGAAUCAGCACAGUGGGCGAUAUCUAACAUGUCCAUGGCGUACUAG